Solanum dulcamara is the source of this 2229-nucleotide messenger RNA. RefSeq names its product pyruvate decarboxylase 1. Gene Ontology annotation, molecular function: magnesium ion binding; carboxy-lyase activity; thiamine pyrophosphate binding. The record is from RefSeq and is a predicted model, not a curated record. The transcript has 7 exons. NCBI's taxonomy places the organism in Eukaryota, Viridiplantae, Streptophyta, Magnoliopsida, Solanales, Solanaceae. Bases 192 to 1955 code for a protein of 587 amino acids.
ACAUUGUACAGUAGCAGUUUUUUUUCUUGCCCACUGUCUUCAAAACCAUCACCUUGAAUCCUGAUUAUCAUAAGCAACUAUAUAAAAACACCCUUAAUCACAGUUCACACCCAUCUUCAAAACCAAUAAUUCUAAAUCAAUUUUCUUCUACAAAUCAUCACAAGACAAAAUUAUUGACAAAGAACUCAGAAAUGGAGGGUAACAAUGCAAUCGGUUCCACGCCUCAUUCAGCUUCAGUUCCGGCGAGCUUGCCGUGUGGAGUUGGGACUCUAGGUCGGCACUUGGCUCGUCGGUUAGUACAAAUCGGCGUGAAGGAUGUGUUUUCAGUUCCCGGCGACUUCAACUUGACGUUGUUGGAUCAUCUGAUUGCGGAGCCGGAGCUGAAUUUGAUCGGCUGUUGUAACGAGCUGAACGCGGGGUACGCCGCCGAUGGGUACGCACGUGCGAAAGGGGUGGGAGCAUGUGUGGUGACGUUCACUGUAGGGGGACUGAGUGUGCUUAAUGCUAUUGCUGGGGCAUACAGUGAGAAUUUGCCUGUGAUUUGUAUUGUUGGUGGGCCUAAUUCGAAUGACUAUGGUACCAACAGAAUUUUGCAUCAUACUAUUGGCCUACCAGAUUUUAGCCAGGAACUUAGGUGUUUUCAAACUGUUACUUGUACUCAGGUAGUGGUGAAUAACUUGGAUGAUGCACAUGAAUUGAUUGAUACUGCAAUUUCAACUGCUCUGAAGGAGAGCAAACCAGUUUACAUUAGCAUAGGUUGCAAUUUGCCUGGGAUCGCUCAUCCCACAUUUGCUAGAGAACCUGUUCCUUUCUAUCUUGCUCCAAAGGUCAGCAAUCAACUAGGAUUAGAAGCAGCUGUGGAAGCAGCAGCAGAGUUCUUGAACAAGUCUGUAAAGCCGGUUAUUGUGGGAGGUCCCAAAGUAAGAGUGGCAAAAGCACAAAAGGCCUUUGUGGAACUUGCUGAUGCCUGUGGCUAUCCGAUUGCAGUAAUGCCAUCUGGCAAGGGACUGGUGCCAGAGCACCACCCUAGUUUCAUUGGGACAUACUGGGGAGCAGUGAGCUCUAGUUUUUGUGGGGAGAUUGUUGAAUCUGCAGAUGCUUAUGUCUUUGUUGGCCCCAUCUUCAAUGACUACAGCUCUGUUGGAUACUCGUUGCUGAUUAAAAAGGAGAAGUUGAUUGUUGUUGAACCUAAUCGUGUGACUAUUGGAAAUGGCCCCUCCUUUGGUUGGGUGUUCAUGACUGAUUUCUUGAGUGCAUUGGCCAAAAAGCUGAAGAAGAAUAACACUGCUUUGGAGAAUCAUCAUCGUAUUUAUGUCCCUCCAGGUGUUGCCUUAAAACGCGAGAAGGAUGAACUUCUUCGAGUCAAUAUACUCUUCAAGCACAUCCAGGAAAUGCUAAGCGGUAACACUGCAGUGAUUGCAGAGACUGGGGACUCGUGGUUCAAUUGUCAGAAGCUAAAUCUUCCUGAAAAUUGCGGGUUUGAAUUCCAGAUGCAGUAUGGAUCCAUUGGCUGGUCAGUCGGCGCCACUCUCGGUUAUGCUCAGGCUGCUAUAGAUAAACGUAUCAUCGCCUGUAUUGGUGAUGGAAGCUUCCAGGUUACUGCUCAAGAUAUAUCAACCAUGAUAAGAUGUGCACAAAAGAACAUUAUAUUUCUCAUCAACAACGGAGGUUAUACCAUUGAAGUAGAGAUUCAUGAUGGCCCAUAUAACGUGAUUAAGAAUUGGGACUACACUGGUCUUGUGAAUGCUAUCCACAAUGGUGAAGGCAAAUGUUGGACUGCGAAGGUAAAGACGGAGGAGGACCUGACCGAGGCAAUAGCAACAGCGACAAGCACACACAAGGACUCCUUGUGUUUCAUUGAAGUCUUUGUGCACAAGGAUGAUACUAGCAAAGAGCUUUUGGAAUGGGGAUCGCGUGUUUCUGCAGCUAAUAGCCGUCCUCCUAAUCCUCAGUAGCGAGCUAUCGUUGUCCAAAAUAAGACACCAGGAAAAGGCUUAAGAAUUUGAAUGUUUUCCCUUAUACGUUUAUGUCCUGUUUUUGUAUUCCAUAACUUUGAAUCUUCAUCGUCCAUAAAAUUUCUUCUCAGCCUAUAAUAAUAUUGCUCUCUAUUGGAUAUUGGCAACAAAAAUACCUUUGAUGCUACUUGCUGAUAUCAAAAUGAUUCUUUAAUUUCUCGAGUCUUAAUUCACUAUUAGUGACAAUGAACAUGGUUUUAAAUCUAAUUCUCCA